Messenger RNA from Pygocentrus nattereri (red-bellied piranha), 1723 nucleotides. RefSeq names its product sap30-like (gene sap30l). Gene Ontology annotation, cellular component: histone deacetylase complex. Bases 521 to 1060 code for a protein of 179 amino acids. The transcript has 4 exons. The record is from RefSeq and is a predicted model, not a curated record. Gene Ontology annotation, molecular function: protein binding; transcription coregulator activity. Lineage: Eukaryota; Metazoa; Chordata; Actinopteri; Characiformes; Serrasalmidae. Gene Ontology annotation, biological process: regulation of DNA-templated transcription.
UCGCCUUGCUGCGGAGCGGCGUGCGCACCAGCUCGCAAUCACACGCCACAACUAGGAAGAGCCGCGGGGACGAGUGACGGGUGCGUCACCCAAUCAGAACCCGAGGAGCUGCCUUUAGAGCCCGCCCACGCGGGGAACGGACCAAUUGGGCUGGAGGUGGGGAGCAUCCGGUGCAGGACUGCGGGACUCCGGGACUCGUUUGAGUGAAGGAGAUUUUUAAAGGAUUUUACGCCUAAAAAGCUUCAAAAGCACCGAACUCGACACGGUACCGGCUGCGCUGGAGUCUUAACGGGCGGUCUUGGGGGUUUAGUAGACACUGGGAGCCGUAUAUAUGCGAGUUUUGGGGGGGUUUGUCUCGCUGCGCUUGCCUGUGUUGUUUGUGUUGACCAGCUAAGCAAACUAACACUAGUUUAGCUACAGAGGCUCCGGGGGUCCAGCCCAGUCCAGUCCAGCCCAGCACAGCACAGCCCAGCACGGUUCCGCGCUUUCCCCGGCUUGUCUGAGCCCAGGCCAGGCCGGUAUGAACGGCUUCAGCACGGAGGAGGACAGCCACGACGGGCCGCCGGCUCCGGGGCCUCUGUUCGGGCAGAGCUGCUGCCUGAUCGCGGACGGAGAGCGCUGCGGCCGGCCUGCGGGCAACGCCAGCUUCAGCAAGAGGAUCCAGAAGAGCAUAUCUCAGAAAAAACUCAAACUGGACAUCGACAAGAGCGUCAGACAUCUGUACAUCUGUGACUUCCACAAAAACUUCAUCCAGAGCGUCCGCAACAAACGGAAGAGGAAAACGAGUGAUGACGGAGGAGAGUCUCCAGACCAUGAUGUCGAGGUCCCAGAGGUGGAUCUGUUCCAGCUGCAGGUGAACACACUGAGGCGCUAUAAACGGCACUACAAGAUCCAGACCAGACCGGGCCUGAACAAAGCCCAGCUGGCAGAGACCGUGAGCCGUCACUUCCGGAACAUCCCGGUGAACGAGAAGGAAACUCUGACGUAUUUUAUUUAUAUGGUGAAGAGCAGCAAGAGCCGACUGGACCAGAAAUCGGAGGGAAGCAAACAGCUGGAAUAAAGUCCCUCCUCCUCGGUAGCGCCCCCUAGUGGCCAUGCUGUCUUUUCUAGUGACUGCUCAGACACUCGCAGGGUAAAGAGUUUAAUGUGAAUAUACUCGUAUACAUUAACACAAGCAAGAGUAACGAACACCCGUCACAUGUGUGGGAGAGCGUUUAUCUGCCGCGAAGCGCUUUGGGAAUGAUUUCACGUUUCAAAGUGACUGUUUAAUAAGUUCAGCUUCUGUGCCAAAACCGUAAAUUAUGAAGAAAAUUAUCAGCGAAUUGAUUCCACAAAGCUGCGGUUGGUGGAUAUUUUUCUCCAAUAUAGUUUCUAUCCAGCGUGGGUCGGUAAGAAGUGCAUGUUAUGACCGUAAUGACGUACGUCAGCCGCGCCCAGCUGUGCUGCGGUCAGGCCGAACGCUCCAGUAACGCACUGACCAUCAUAAAAACGCCCAGGCAUCUGCUUCACACCGAGCCAUUAGCCGGUCUCGGUAGAUUUUGUUAGCAGCACCUCGCUUAGACUUAGAUUUCUCCCUCUUGUUUAUCAUUUCCUGUCCUGUAUUCAUGCUCAUUUUUCUUCGUGAUUUAAGUCGUUUAAGUUGUAAACUGCUGAGUUUUUGUCCGAAAGGUUUAUAUUGUGUGUUUUUAGUCUUUUCAUUUCAUACUAAAACACCUUUCCUGCA